CGUUCAGAAGCUAUAGGUAUUCAGCUGUUCUUGCAGUGUGGAAGAAGAUGAUUCCCAGGUGCAGAAGCUUUGUUCUUUCAUGUCGAGAUUGGCUGAGCUACUCUACAUUACCAGUUUGAAAGAGGGAGGAUCUCCUUCUGUCUGAGGCUAGAUUAAAUUUGUCGUGUUCAUAGUUUUUUAUGAGUUUGGAGAUUCCAUGGAUUCUCAUAAAGAAUCAACACUGCUGAAGCCGGAGGAGGUGGUUUUAGCCAUCUUGGGGGAGUCUCCAGCUGCAGAAAAUUCUUCAAACCAAGCUGCUACAAAUACAAAGUUGGAGUCUUUGCAGGAACCACAUAAUGUCAAACCCAAAACACCCAGUCCUGAGUUCUCAAUGUCUGCCGGAAUGAGCCCGAAGAAGCCCCCGAGACCACCACAGUCUGAGGUACUUCUUCGCCGGCGUUCCAUUGCUAAGCCCAAGUCAAGGUUUGAAGAGCCCACCGAUUCUAUUGACAGCUCCCAUACAUUCUUCCAUGACCAGCCUUCGAGCUCACCAUAUAAUGGAUCGCCAAACAAAAAAGCUUCUGGAACUCCUAAGACUCCUCGGUCCAACUUUGAUGAAGAAGAAGAGGAAGAGGAAGAGGAAGUGUACAAGAAGGUGUUGCUCCAGGAAAAUGGAAAGCGGAGAAAAAAAUGGAGACUUUGGCUUUUGAUUGAGUGGUUGAUACUAAUCUUGGCCACAGCUUGUUUGAUUACAAGCUUGCUGGUUCAAAGGCUGCAAGGACAUGUUAUUUGGGGCUUGGAGAUUUGGAAGUGGUGCCUUAUGGUGAUGGUCAUUUUCUCCGGCCAACUCAUGACCCACUGGUUCAUCACCGUCCUUGUUUUCCUGAUUGAAAUAAAUUUUCUUUUUAGAAAGAAAGUUCUCUACUUUGUCUAUGGACUUAAGAAAAGUGUUCAGGUCUGUGUAUGGUUAGGGUUGGUUCUUCUCUCUUGGUCACUCAUUUUCAAUGACAACCAUGUUCCAAGAUCACCAAAAACUGCAAAAGCUCUCAAUUAUAUAUCCAGAAUCUUAGCUUCUCUCCUGAUAGGUUCCGUGAUUUGGUUGGUAAAGACCCUUUUGGUGAAAAUAUUAGCUUCAACAUUCCACAUGAACAGAUAUUUUGAUCGGAUUCAAGAGACUCUCUAUCAUCAAUAUUUGCUAAAGACUCUUUCGGGGCCUCCUCUGAUGGAAAUGGCAGAGAAAGUUGGCCCCUCUAAGAGUUCAGCCCAGUUUAGCUUCAGGAGCAUUGUGAAGAACAAGGGAAAAGGAAAAGGAGAAGAGAUGGAGGCGAUCGACAUUGCGAAGCUUCACCGCAUCAGCCAGGAGAAAGUCUCAGCUUGGACCAUGAGGGGUCUAAUAAAUGUCAUUAGAAGCUCCGGUCUUUCAACAAUUUCAAAUAAGAUUGAUGAGAGCUUUGUUGAGGAUAGGGGUGAGCAAAAAGAUAAGGAGAUAACUAAUGAGGGAGAAGCAAAGGCUGCAGCUUACCAGAUUUUUAAGAUAGUUGCCAAACCUGGUUACAAGUACAUUGAAGUGGAGGAUCUCAUGAGGUUUUUAAGCAAGGAGGAGAUCUCAUAUAUGCUUCCGCUUUUCGAAGGAGCUUCCGAGACAGGGAAGAUCAAGAAAUCUGCAUUGAGGAACUGGGUGGUGAAAGCCUAUCUCGAUCGCAAGUCCCUCGCGCAUUCCUUGAAUGACACAAAAACGGCUGUCAAUCAACUGCACAAGCUCUUAUCUACUAUAGUUAUUGUUCUUAUCAUAAUCAUCACCUUGCUUAUCAUGGGCUUCGCCACAACAAAAGUGCUAGUUUUGAUCUCUUCUCAGCUCCUACUUGUGGGCUUCAUAUUUACGAAUAGCUGCAAGACGGCUUUCGAAGCUCUUGUGUUCGUGUUCGUGAUGCAUCCGUUCGAUGUCGGCGACCGUUGUGUAAUUGAUGGAGUUCAGAUGAUUGUGGAAGAGAUGAAUAUUUUGAGUACUGUUUUUCUUCAAUCUGACAAUGCCAAAAUCUACUAUCCAAAUUCAGUACUGGCCACCAAACCAAUAAGAAACUUCUAUCGAAGUCCCGAUAUGGGUGAUUCUGUGGAAUUUUCUGUUGAUAUUUCGACUUCAAUGGAGAGAAUAGCUGAUUUGAAGGCUAGGAUUAAAAUGUACAUAGACAGCAAACCGAACCAUUGGCAUCAAAACCUAAGCUUUGUGGUGAAGGAGAUUGUGGACGUGAACAAAAUAAACAUAGUUAUCUACGUGACGCACACCAUGAACUAUCAGAACAUGGGGGAGAAGAACAGCCGGCGGACUGAUCUGGUUCUGGAGCUGAAGAAGAUAUUUGAGGAGCUCUCUAUUGCCUACAAUCUUCUUCCCCAGCAGGUUCAUCUCAGCUACGUUGGGUCAAACCCACUGCCUAUGUCUAUCUGCAAUCAUGGCCUGGCGUGAAUCUUGAUGCAUGUGGAUCUAUCUGCAAGAAUCUUCAUGCUUUGGGACGGUAUUUUCGAAGUCUUGACACAGUUUUUAAAAAUCGUUACUGGUUUUAUUUAUUGAGCGUUGCCUUGUUUUAGAUGUGAAGGAAAUUGACUUUAUGAAGAGUAUAAAUGUUUGAUUUUUCAUGAAUCAA
This is a messenger RNA of Phalaenopsis equestris, 2618 nucleotides long. RefSeq names its product mechanosensitive ion channel protein 10. The record is from RefSeq and is a predicted model, not a curated record. The transcript has 6 exons. Gene Ontology annotation, molecular function: mechanosensitive monoatomic ion channel activity. Gene Ontology annotation, biological process: monoatomic anion transport; transmembrane transport; detection of mechanical stimulus. The coding region runs from base 197 to 2440 and encodes 747 amino acids. Gene Ontology annotation, cellular component: plasma membrane. NCBI's taxonomy places the organism in Eukaryota, Viridiplantae, Streptophyta, Magnoliopsida, Asparagales, Orchidaceae.